Molecule: messenger RNA, 2292 nt
Organism: Pipistrellus nathusii (Nathusius's pipistrelle)
Lineage: Eukaryota; Metazoa; Chordata; Mammalia; Chiroptera; Vespertilionidae
Source: the annotation of a GenBank genome assembly
AUGUCGGGCGAGGACGGGGCGUGCCCGGGGGCGGCGGCGGCGGCGGCCCGCGAGCGGCGGCGGGAGCAGCUGCGGCAGUGGGGGGCGCGGGCGGGCGCCGAGCCGGGCCCCGGGGAGCGGCGCGUCCGCACCGUGCGCUUCGAGCGCGCCGCCGAGUUCCUGGCGGCCUGCGCGGGCGGCGACCUGGACGAGGCGCGCCUGAUGCUGCGCGCGGCCGGCCCCGACCCCGGCGCCGAGCCCGACCCCGCCGCGCCGCCGCCCGCCCGCGCCGUGCUCGACUCCACCAACGCCGACGGCAUCAGCGCCCUGCACCAGGCCUGCAUCGAUGAGAACCUGGAGGUGGUGCGCUUCCUGGUGGAACAGGGCGCCACGGUGAACCAGGCGGACAACGAGGGCUGGACGCCCCUGCACGUGGCCGCCUCCUGCGGCUACCUGGACAUCGCCCGGUACCUCCUGAGCCACGGCGCCAACAUCGCCGCCGUCAACAGCGACGGGGACCUGCCGCUGGACCUGGCCGAGGCGGACGCCAUGGAGGGGCUGCUGAGGGCCGAGAUCGCCCGUCGAGGUGUGGACGUGGAGGCAGCCAAGCGAGCCGAGGAGGAACUGCUCCUUCACGACACCAGGUGCUGGCUGAACGGAGGCGCCAUGCCCGAGGCCCGGCACCCCCGCACGGGGGCCUCGGCGCUGCACGUGGCGGCUGCUAAGGGCUACAUCGAGGUGAUGAGGCUGCUCCUCCAGGCCGGCUAUGACCCCGAGCUCCGGGACGGGGACGGCUGGACGCCCCUGCACGCGGCGGCCCACUGGGGCGUGGAGGACGCCUGCCGCCUGCUGGCGGAGCACGGCGGGGGCAUGGACUCGCUGACCCACGCGGGGCAGCGGCCCUGCGACCUGGCGGACGAGGAGGUGCUGAGCCUGCUGGAGGAGCUGGCCCGGAAGCAGGAGGACCUGCGGAGCCAGAAGGCGGCCUCCCAGAGCCGGGUCCCGGAGCCCCAGCCGCCCGCCAGCAGCAAACACCGAAGGAGCUCCGUGUGCCGCCUGAGCAGCCGGGAGAAGAUCUCCCUCCAGGACCUGUCCAAGGAGCGGCGGCCGGGGGGCGCCGGGGGGCCCCCCAUCCGGGAUGAGGACGACGAGAAAGAGGAAGGCCCCACAGAGCCGCCCCCUGCAGAAGCCAGAACCCUCAAUGGCGUGUCCUCCCCGCCACCCCCCAGCCCGAAAGGCCCCUCGACCUCCGAGGAGGCCCCCUUCUCCAGGCGCUUCGGCCUCCAGAAGACGGGGAGCUCAGGUGCCCUGGGCCCGGCGGACAGGCAGGGGGCGCAGGGUGCCCCCGGCGCCGGGCUGCAGCGCUCGGCGUCCUCCUCGCUGGUGGAAGGGACCCGGACCGCCACUCAGGCCAAGGAGCCCCGGCUGGCCAGAAUCACCCCCACUCCCUCCCGGAAGGUGCCAGAGCCCUCUGCCCCGACCCCGCAGCCUGAAUCCCCAGGGAAGCCAGCUGCCCCUGCCGCCUCCACAGCGCCCCCAGCGGACACGCGGGACCGCCGGAGGUCCUACCAGAUGCCAGUGCGGGACGAGGAGUCAGAGUCCCAGCGCAAAGCUCGCUCUCGCCUCAUGCGCCAGUCCCGGAGGUCCACACAGGGCGUGACUCUGACAGACCUGAAGGAGGCAGAGAAGGUGGCGGGGAAGGCCCCGGAGCCCGAGAAGUCAUGCCCACAGAGCCUGGACCCUUCCCGGCAGCCCCGCGUCCCCGGGGCUGAGAACCCCGACGGCCCCGCCCAGAGAGUAGACGCGCCCGACGGGCAGGGACCCGGACCCCAGGCCUCCCGGGAGCUCCGCAGAGCUGGCAGGGAGAGGAGAGGGCCUGCAGAGGGGGAGGAGGCGAAGCCCUCGGCCAUCAGCCCGGAAUCCAGCUCUCCCAAGGCCGGCCCUGCCCCCCGGAGGCAGCGGGCCCUCAACCCGGAGCCGCAGCCCGGAUCGCAGGAGCCGGACGGCGGCUUCAGGAAGCUUUACGCGGAGCUGCGGGUGGAAAAUGAGCGGCUCCGUGAGGCGCUGACGGAGACCACGCUGCGGCUGGCGCAGUUCAAGGUGGAGCUGGAGCGCGCCACGCAGCGGCAGGAGCGCUUUGCAGAGAGGCCGGCCCUCCUGGAGCUGGAGAGAUUCGAGCGCAGGGCGCUGGAGCGCAAGGCCGCGGAGCUGGAGGAGGAGCUGAAGGGCCUGUCCGACCUCCGCGCGGACAACCAGCGCCUCAAGGACGAGAACGCAGCCCUGAUCCGCGUCAUCAGCAAGCUGUCCAAGUGA